Messenger RNA from Physella acuta, 1601 nucleotides. Its product is annotated as armadillo repeat-containing protein 6. Lineage: Eukaryota; Metazoa; Mollusca; Gastropoda; Physidae. The record is from RefSeq and is a predicted model, not a curated record. Gene Ontology annotation, biological process: hematopoietic progenitor cell differentiation. Gene Ontology annotation, molecular function: protein binding.
GACGUAAAGCACAUUUGUUUAUACUCGCAACAAGUAACAGCCGGCUAACGGCAUAGCUUCUACUGAUUACAUACUUUGAGUCAAACACAUUUUAUUUAUUGACUUGAUUUUAGCUCUAUCAAUCAUGAGCAAGCAAAUCAGCCAAAAGACAUUUGAUGAUGUCGUUUUAGAAAAUAUAUCAGAAUUUGAUAUGGAGGCUGAAGAGGCAGUCAAAGAUGCUAUACAACAGUUUGAAUCUCAGGGUGUAAACUUGAACAUCAUUGUCAAGGACCCAGCACUUUAUGCAGCAGGUGAAAUCAAAGACCAUCCAGUUGUUACUGCAAUAAAAGAACUCACAGCUAGCCUGGAGAAUGGAUCUUGCUUUGACACUAAAAUGGCCGAUACUCUGAAUACUAUACAGAAAGAGUGUGAUUCUGAUCUCGCCCGAAGAUGUCUUGCUGGCUCCAGUGGAGGCUAUACUGCUUUAUUUAAAGCACUUUCUGUUUGUGCAAAUGACUCAAAAAACCUCAGUACAGUUUUAAUAACAUUUUGCUCUCUAGUAAAUGGGCAGCCUGAUUUAAUUGACCAGGAUGGCAUAGUGCUUCUUAUAUCACUUCUAAAAUUAUAUAAAAAUGACACAGAAAUCUUACAACAUGUGAUACGGGCAAUCAGGUUGAACUGUGUAAAGCAUGAAGGAAACAGACAAGCAUUUGUUGAGCAAGAGUUGAUCCUCUUGCUGACUGAGCUGCUGACAGUACACAAGUCAGAUGCAACUAUUAUUAAAGAAACUGCCAUUUGUCUGAGAUCCCUGACCAUGGACGAUGAUGUCCGAGUCCCUUUUGGCAAAGGUCCUGAGCAUGCCAAGAUGAUUGUAACCGAGGGUGAUGCUUUCAAGUCAAUUUUACAGUUAUGUGAGGAACACAUAAAGAGCAACCCAGUACUGGCAGAGCUAUUCCUCACCCUCAGUUGUCUGGCUGUGAGAGAUGAGUUUUGUCAGGAGGUCAUGGACAGGGGUGGGGUCAAGUUUAUUAUUAAUGCAUUCCGGAGUGCUUUAAAUGAUAGGUCCAUUGUACGCCAGGCCCUAAUUGUUUUGAAGGCUCUUGCUGGCAAUGACGAAGUCAAACAUGAAAUAGCCAAGCUGGGUGGGGUUGAGAUUACUGUAGCAGCUAUGAAUGAACACCAGUCAAACUCUUCCAUUGCUGAGGCAGCCUGCAAAGUGUUAACUGCCAUCACACUUCGCAACACAGAGAACUGUUAUAAAGUUGUCGAGUGCCAGGGCCAUCAACACAUUGUACAAGCUAUGAAAAUUCACCCAAAGGAUGUUGGAGUGCAGAAAAACGCCUGCAUGGCACUAAGGAACUUAGUCUCAAGAGCAAGAGAUUUAAAUGAUGUGAUUUUGGCCCUUGGCGUGGAACAGCUGCUAAAUGCAGCUAUGAACCAUCACGAGGAGGCUCAUGAUGAAGCCAAAGCUGCACUUCGAGAUCUUGGAUGUAAAGUUGAGCUGAAGGAGCUGUGGAAAGGGGAAAGAGGAACAUUGCAAUAACCUAUUAUAUUUCACAUCAUAUGUGUUUUUUAGGCCAUCUUAAAACAUUUCUUAUUAAAAAUAAAUGUGUCAGUAUCAA